UGAAAAAAAGGUGACGUCGAUCUUAUUAUAUAUAAUAGGAGCUAGAUGUCCUCUCUUUCUCGAUAGCAAUCACGUCAAACCUCGAUUGAAUUAUCUCAUCAGCAGCUCAAUCUACUCGGUACUAGAUCUAGUUAGCAAGCAAUAUUCUGUCACGAUGUUCUCAUCUCGCAUCUUCAUAUCUACGGCCACCGCGCUGCUAGCUCUUUGCAAUGUAGCCGCAGCCAUGCCACAAGGAGGACCGAUCUCACCGGCACCCACCCCGACUACGAUCCCGGGACACUGCUACACGACGAUGGAUGACUUCGAGCACACCACGGCCUGGGUGAAGACCCACGAAUGCUACACCUACACCCGCACGGCCCCGUCUUCUACUUGCCCAACUCUCUCAUGCGCAGCCCAGCCGACGGACCGCAUCUGCCCGGAGAUCAUCAAGGUUUCUAGCGUGACAGUCCCGUGUGCCACCGACUGUUGCCCGACAACUUCGACGUCGUAUGUAUCAACCGGAGCCUGCCCGACCUGCGCCGAGUGCCCUAUCCCCACCCAAUGGAUCACCUACACCACUGGAUGCGCAGGCACUCCUACUAUUACGUCCGGGACGAUUGAGACGGCACCAUGGAACACGCCCGACAACUAGAAAAUUGACGCAGUGGGCAGUAGUUUAGACAAUUGAUGGAGAAGAAAUUGUAGUUAGUGACUCUG
This is a messenger RNA of Annulohypoxylon maeteangense, 699 nucleotides long. RefSeq lists its product as uncharacterized. Lineage: Eukaryota; Fungi; Ascomycota; Sordariomycetes; Xylariales; Hypoxylaceae. The coding region runs from base 155 to 634 and encodes 159 amino acids. The record is from RefSeq and is a predicted model, not a curated record. The transcript is spliced from 3 exons.